Messenger RNA from Nothobranchius furzeri (turquoise killifish), 5117 nucleotides. RefSeq names its product B-cell receptor CD22. NCBI's taxonomy places the organism in Eukaryota, Metazoa, Chordata, Actinopteri, Cyprinodontiformes, Nothobranchiidae. The record is from RefSeq and is a predicted model, not a curated record.
UCUCAGUUUAGAUUUCUUAAAGUUUUUUCUUGCCUGCUCUCACAUGCAAAUGAUGUGAACUGUGAAAACCUCCUUUUGUAAAUUCAAAUUUUUACUUCAAGAAGGAAUCUGAGUCACAACGAGCUAUGAGCAUCUCUUCUGAGCUUCUUGAAAUGAGGAAGGAAACUCAUCAACUGUAAACAAGGAGGCAGCAAAAGGAAAGAAAAAAUAAAAGCUCUUCAGACCAACGUGAAAAUGAUUCCUCUUACAGUGAGGUGGCUGGUAUUUCUGGCCCUAAUGAAAAAUGUUUCUGGGGCCAAAACCAAUCCCUUUGUCCUGGAAAACCUUAAUCUAACAGCUAAGGAGGGAUCGUGUGUUGAAAUUAAAUGUAAACCUAACACGGGUGUUGAAUAUUCUACUGCGGCUUACUGGUUUUGGAUGAAAGAUGCAAAGUGGUCGAAGGACGACUUCGAUGCCACAAUCGUUUACAGCACAGAUCUACAGAUAAAACCCAUCAGCACACAGUUCAGCAACAGAAGCACCGUCUCCCCACCGAAAAAUCACAAUAAACCUGAAGAAUUUUGCAACAUUGUGAUCUGUGACCUGAAUGAAACCGACAGUGGAGAAUAUAAAUUCAGAUAUGUAAAUGGAGAUGUUAAAUGGGUAACAGAUCCACCAACACAGCUAACAGUGAAAGAGAAUCCCUGCCCCAUCGCAUUCAACAAACAAGCGACUGUGACUGAAAACAAGCAGGUGACACUCACCUGUUCCACCUCGCCUUUUUGUACAUCACGCCCAGAAAUUUACAAUUCAACUCAAAGCCUUCUCACUCCUGGCGACAAAAAUUCUCAGACACCCAAUAGCAUCACACACAGCUUCAACGCCAGCUGGAUGAAUGAUGGGAAUGUGUUUUCAUGCCAAACAACUGGAAACUCCGACAAGUAUCUAAUCCGGAAUCUCACCUUAACAGUGAAGCAUGCUCCUAAAGAAGUUCAGAUUACAAAGAGCCACAAAACAGUGAAGGAGAACGACGUAGUGACUCUGAACUGUUCCGCCAAAGGUCAACCCAAGGUCUCCUUCAGUUGGUUCAAAAACAAUAGAACAAUUAACCAAUCAGGAGCUGAGGUGAAAUUCACAUCAAUUAAGGAAUCAGACAGCGGUUCGUACCACUGUCGAGCUACAAACACACUUGGAGUCAUCGAUUCCACUGAAAUGAGCGUUGAGGUGUUCUAUCCACCUGAAGUUACUGUGGAGGUCACCAAGAAACCAGCUAGAGAACCCCUGGAUCAUGUAUUAGAAGGAGACAAGGUCACUCUAACUUGCAAUGUGAAGAGAAGUAAACCAUCACCUACUAGAUUUACUUGGUUUAAAAACAACAGAAGGGUUUCAGAAGGGCAGAAGAAGUCAUAUGAUCUUCUCAGUGUAAAGCCAGAGAACUAUGGUGUCUACAGGUGUGAAGCCCGUAACUCUGUGGGUUCUCGGAAAUCGAACGACCGAUCUCUUGAUGUUCAGUACAAACCAAGAAGCCACAUUUCCAUCAUUGGUGCUUUUAAUGAUGACGUGAUAAUUGACAGCUCUGUCACGUUUACAUGUGACACUUCUGCAAAUCCAAGUUCAGGAUGGUACUCCUGGUACCGGCACCGUCGUUCUGACUCCUCAAAGCAGAAACCACUAGGAACCCACCAGCAGACUCUGAUCAUUAAAAGUAUUAAAAGAUCAGACGAAGCCUGUUACCUGUGCAACACGUCCAACGCCGUCGGUGAAGGCGAAAUGAGCAAACCAAAGUGCAUCCGAGUUCUCUUUCCUCCCACCAACGUCACGUUGUCUCUACCUCACAAAGUCACAGAAGGUCAAACCGUCAACAUCAGAUGCAGCGCUGAAAGUUCCCCAGCGUCGACGUUUCAGCUGCAAACAUCUCCGUCGUCAAAGAGUUUGAAUCCUAAGCUCGGUGACAAAGAGAACAGCGUCACCUUCACGUUAACUGCAACGUCAGCCGACGCGGUCGUCUUCACAUGCGUGGCAUCAAACAGCGAAGGAACCAACGUGAGCGCUGAAAGCAAAUUAAACGUUGAAUAUUCUCCCAAAGACGUGAGAAUAGAACCUCGGCCACGUCUCGAAGUGAAGGAAAAUGAGCCAUUCUCAUUGGAUUGCACGGGGCGAUCUAACCCAUCCAUUGAUUCAUACACGUGGAUAAAAAAUAAUGAAGAAGUAAAAAUAAACACCAAGAUCUACCUUGUGAACGCUACCAGCCCUUCUGACAGUGGAUGGUACAGCUGUGAAGCCAGAAACACACUUGGAACUGGAAAAUCUCAGCCUGUGGAGGUUAAGGUCAAGUAUGCCCCAAAACACGCAACAAUCAUGAGGGGAAAAGAAAAAAGUCGGUCCGAUGGGCGGCUUUCAGUUGAGCUGGAAUGCACCAGUCAGUCCUACCCUCAGGCUAAAUACUCCUGGUACAACACAACUACAAAUACCAAAUUCUCUGACAAGCAGACUGUGAUGGUGUACUCGCACCAACCAGGAGAGCUCUACUGUGUGGCAGCGAAUGAUUUGGGUACAAAAAACUCUGAUCCAAUCAGGGCGUUCCAUAGCGGAAUCGGGAGAACUGUGAGGAUCUUCUUUAUUUGCUUCGUUUUGGUCGUUAUAAUCCUAAUUUUCUUAGUGUACAGACACAAGAACAAAUACAAUCCCCGAGGCACAAACAUGGCCCCCUGCUGCGGUUUCCUGGUUUUUCAAAAGGAAUCCAGAAGAAGGAAGGGGAUGAACGAGACAAUAAUGACAGAACCGUCCAGGAGCAGAGAAGAACUUUUGGCAGAGCAGCUGCGUUGUCCUCAUCCAGACGCCACGCCUUCGACCGACACCAACAUGGUUUACGCUACCGUGAAUCUGCCACAAAGACAACAAGCUCCGUCUGCACCAACACCAGCGGGACAAAAGCAUGAAAACAAGAAUGAUGACUCUCUUAACUAUGCUUCUCUACACUUUGAGAAAAAGAAGAAACCUAACAAGGAUCCUGAGUGCUCCAGAGUCCGCAACUCAAAGUCCUCAGAAGACGAUGUUGUGUACUCUAAAGUGUGCAAACCAAAAGACAUGGAACAAGAGGACUAUGAGAAUGUGAGUCCAUUUAAGGUCAAACCUAAAAAUGAUUAUGACUCAGACACAAGUGAAGAGGAAGUGGAGGUUCACUACACUCAAGUGAAUUUUAAGGCAAAGCCUGGCCACCAGAAAACCACCAACCACUCCAGCAGCUCUGAGGACGGUAUUCAGUACUCUCAGGUUAAAUUAUGAGCUCAGAUGAACUCUUCCUAAUGGAAACACCCUUUUAACAAAGAACAUGUCUGUUUAAUUGUGGAGUUGUACAAUUAGUUUUAGUACUGAGAAUUUAUUUUCCUCCAAAAGUUCAUUUUAGUGCAAGAAAAAUGAUGAAAGUUCAGAAUUAACCUAGCAGCUGUCUUUUUAAAGCCGGAGCGAGAAACCUUUUUGUUAUUUUUCAAAUAUGACACCCAUCUGCUUGCAACAGGGAAUGCUGUGUUGAUUUAGCUUCCAGGAGAGAGCAGAGCACGUCUCGGUUAGUAGAAGCUAACCGUUAGCAUUAGCAACUCCACAACAUGGCAGAAUUCCUUCAGGCUUCUGUUAUUUGUGGAGCAAAAACAACAAUGUUGUAAAGCCAACAGUCAGUCGUAGAGUCACAUUUCUGCCAGCCAAUCAGAGGCAAGAUGUCUGACUACCAGGAAAUAAGAUUCUGCAUCCUGCUGUGUUUUGCUUGCCAAUCUUUUGGCUCACUUUGAGUUUCUGAAACAGUUUCUUUUGCUCUCAGAGAUCAACUCACAAGGUAUUCAUUUAGACUAGAAACUAGGGAUGUCCCGAUCCGAUCACAUGGUUGGAAAUCGGCCUUGAUCACGUGGUUUCAGACUCAAUCGGGAUUCGGGCUUUACUUCCCGAUCCAAACCCCGAUUCGGAGUUGGACACUGGGUUCAAAUUACAGGAGAGCAAACUGGUUCUCCUUAAAGGUUGUCAGGCUCCCCUGAUGCCCUUAACUUAAACACCCAGAAGAAGCUCAAAAUAGAUCCAGUUUCUACCUAUAUUAUAUUAUUUAUUUGGACUCAGAGUAGCGGGAUUGUUUUGAACAGAGAUGCAGAGAGCGGCAGGCAGACCGCUGAUUAUUCAUGAACUCCAGCUGCUUUCUGCACACGGCCACAGUAACAUUUUCUAAGUUUCUAAGUGGCGUCACCAAAAAUAUAUAAUUAACACACAGUCAUUCGUGUCCGUUCAUUUUCUCUCUGGUAAGUUCUGUCUGUAUUUGAGCAUGACGUGUGGACGCGCUCGCGCUGCAGCGCUCGUCACUGAUGCAGCCGGGCAGCGUGGCCCACACUCCGCUUUUUUUGCGGUCAAUAGAUCAGUUUGAUCUGCUAGUUAAAAAGUUACUUGUGAGGUGAAAAAGAAGGAAGCAGGCAGGAGUUUUUCUGGAGGACUGGGAGAUGCAGGAAGAUCAGAGACAGACAGGACAGGAAGAUAGGAAAAUAAAAACCAAGAAAACAAAACAAAGUUCUUAAAAAAAUAAAAUCUAGGUAGAUUUAUCCCACUACACGUUUGUACCUGUAUAAAGCAAUAAUUUAUCAGCAUGCAGUAUUUAUAUAGUUGAUACAAUUCAGAUCAUCUGCAAAACUCCGUCUCAUGCCCAGGGAUGUAUCUAAGCAUUUUGGGGGCCGAGGCAAAAUAGACCCCUGCCAGGUAUUUGUUGAAGUUGAAGUGCUAUCUGUUUUUAUAUUAGACUUUUUAUAUUUGCAAUAAAGUCCAAAAGUGAAGAAUUUAUGUUAUUUAUUACUUGAUUGUUCAAGCUACCUCACAGAAUUGAUCUGUUGUUAAAAAUUAAAAUAAAAAGGUAAUUAAAUAAAAAAAUAAGGAACAUUUUGGAACCGUUUCUUCCUUUUCUUUUUUUUAUGUAUCGAAAGUAUUGGAUUGGAACUCAGUAUCGGCAGAUUCUCAAAAUCAAAUGACUCGGACUCGGACUCGAGGGCAAAAAAAAAACCCGAUUGGGACAUCCCUACUAGAAACCACUGCAAAUGUGAUAAAAGAGUGAAUUUGGUCUUUAACGUGAUGAUGAGAAUAAUUUGAUGAUGCUUCAUGCUAAUGUGUACAAA